AUGUCCGUCGCUAAAAUUCCCCUUCUCCGCUUGCCUUCUAUCCCACUCGAGCGUAGCCUUUUGCUUCGACCUAAGCAAACAAUACCUUUGAAGCUCCCGAGGCAUUGCAUCAUGGGCCCGCCACCAAGUCGAGUGGGCCUCGUCACUUGCAAACUCCCUAAGAAUCUCCACAUUCCAAUUACAAUCGAAGUCCCGAAAGCACAUCCAUGGCUUGAGGCCCAAAUAGUGAAGCACGUAGAGAAUGGGCGGGUCGGCCCGAAACAUGCGGGCUCGUCUCCUUCCCAAAAGUUCUUGAGGAAAUUCAUGCGCUUCGGAAUUCGAUGCCACCAUCCUUGGUCACCGCCGUUGUACGAGUCGAUCGAGUCAAUGUGGUCCAUUAGAAGUUUGAAAGUGCACUCGGAGGGCUCGACUAGCAUGACGCCCGAGUUGAAGAGCGAAAUCGAUGUUGCGGAGGAUGAGGAGAUCAGCAUCAAUGAAGAUGACCUUGUCGUAGUCGGUGAGUUGCCAAAGGCGGAAUUUGCUAUAGUUCCACUCAUUGUAGGCUUCGGGCUCAGCUUUUGGGUUGCGGACACGGAGUAUGGGCCGGACCUUCCAGCCCGCAGACUCGAGGCCCGCGCGGUGGUGAGGUGUAAUGGCAUCAUCAACAAGGACAAUGAGGUCGCGCGAUGA
Messenger RNA from Striga asiatica, 669 nucleotides. NCBI's taxonomy places the organism in Eukaryota, Viridiplantae, Streptophyta, Magnoliopsida, Lamiales, Orobanchaceae. The record is from the annotation of a GenBank genome assembly.